Molecule: messenger RNA, 1692 nt
Organism: Prorocentrum cordatum
Lineage: Eukaryota; Dinophyceae; Prorocentrales; Prorocentraceae
Source: the annotation of a GenBank genome assembly
AUGACAUCGGUCACGACCUUCAACACCAGCAACGCCGCGACCCACGAGCUGAAUCUGCGGAUCGUCCACGUGUAUAAGCGGAAACUCACAGGAGGACAACUUACCGCGUUUGGUGCUUGGUGCGUCGCUCAAGACGGGACGUACAUCAUCGGCGAGGGCUUGGCCUUCGGCAAGAGCCACGAACAGUACAAGAUCAUCGCCAAGCUGGAACAGCAGUACGUUCCUGGGAGCGUUUGGAAACUCACCCAGCUGAAGGCGGCCAAACGCAACGAUCAGUACCAUUCAGCACCUCACACGUGCACGUUCAACUUGUUGCGCAAGAAAAUGAAGGCCGAGCCCAUUCAUCAACCAAACGCCGUUCACCUGCCCGCAGAAGUUGAGCCAUCCACGGCUUCGGGGGACGUCCUGGCAUUAAGCCGGCCGCAGGCCUUGGACGUGCGCGGCCGCGUUGCCAAGCUGAACAAGGACCUUCCCCAGAAGAAUCGCCUGCUGACCGAGGUGCACAUCUCCGACCUCGCGGGGAACGUUCUGCAGAUCAAUUUCUGGGACACUGACCGGGAACGCCUGCCGACGUUGAUCGUGACCGAGAUGGUGUAUGUCUUCGGGGGCUGGCUGACAAAGGAGAGCGGUGGCGGCGUUCAUCUCUCCGCAAACGCAUCGACCGUCAUGCGCAAGGCGUCUGGUUCUCUCCCAGGCGCUAAGGCCCUGCUCACUUUGGACGCGUCCACCAUCGAGACCAAGGCGCUCACCACAGGCGCCCCCGCAGCCGACUACGCGAAGGGCCCGGCCGUGUUCAUGAACAUCUCAGCUCUCGAAUUCGUUACUAGCUUCCAGACAGUGUUGCCGGAGACGCUCUUCGAGGUGCCUUCCUGUGCGCUGACGCUGGCUGACGCUAACCCAGAGCGUUUGUGCGCCCACGGCAUGGAACGCGUGCACGCCAGAGUGUCCGUGUCCGACGCGUCUGGUUCUUUGGGCGCCUAUCUCCCAGAAGCUACGGCUCUCGCCCUUUCGGAGUCGGAAGAUAAGGACGCUUUCCUGUCCGCUGACUCCGCGGAUUCUUCCGUCGGCCCGAAGACGCCAUCUCUCGUCAUCGUCAGCGGCGAGACCCGCCAGUACGACCACGCCGACCCACUGCCGCGUGCCCCCAGCGAGGACGGCCUCCUCCCCGCGACGUUGCCGUGGCUAGCGCAGUCACCAACGGGUCGGUUGACCAUCGCUUCCAGCCUCGCCCCCGCGCCAGUCCUCGCCACCGGGGCCCUCGUGCUCGCGCGUGGAGUCCAGCAGCCGCAGGUCGACAGCAUCGCGGGCGGGUUUGCCAUCAAGAACAUGAUCACCGAUGUCAUCGGCACCGACCAGGACACGAAAUGGACCGCGACUACUACUUCAGUCGUCGCCCGCUUGCCACAAUACUCCAUCGCCCGCAAUCACGUCGCGCUCGUUCACGUGACCCACGUGGAUGCGAACUCUCGCACUCUCGUGCUGUCGGACGUCUGGCACAUGCAGGAUGCUGCGAGCUACCCUGAGUGGGAGAAGGAAUUGGCCGCCGCUUGGGACACCGUCAAGCAGCCUGCUGUGGAGCUCAAACGCAAACGUGACGACAACGAUUCCUUUCAGAACGCAGUGACCGCGUUCCUCUCUCCCGAGCGGAAGCGCGUGGCCCACUUCCUCGGGGGCGUCCCCCACGCGGCCUGA